Guyanagaster necrorhizus is the source of this 465-nucleotide messenger RNA. RefSeq lists its product as uncharacterized. Bases 1 to 465 code for a protein of 154 amino acids. The record is from RefSeq and is a predicted model, not a curated record. The transcript has a single exon. NCBI's taxonomy places the organism in Eukaryota, Fungi, Basidiomycota, Agaricomycetes, Agaricales, Physalacriaceae.
AUGAGAAGAAACGGGUACGGCGUCAUGCCUCAGUCCUGGAUCUGGGCGGCAACGAGAAUAUUCACAGUCGACAGAAUCAAUGGUCCACGACUACGAGGCCUUGUAGGAUUCGACGUGGGCAAAAACAACCCGCAAGGCAAGAGUGUACUUGGCCGGCUGGAGGUCACAGGUGUUAGUAUUUACAUGCCGCGGACCAGGAUUUUUGGAGUAAGGCAGGCAAUUUUUGAAUAUUCGGAUAGCCUGACUGUCGGAUGUGGCGGUAGCGACCAUAUGAGCAGCGAAGCCGCAAGGUGCGGGUGUCGUUUCAACUUGUUUGAAAGAAAAAGAAAAGCAAAAGCAACGUGCUAUCACGAAUUCAAAGUCCGUCCUUUCUUUCACUCCAUUCUUAUGGCAAACGGUCACUGCCGCAUCGUUCCCAUUAACUUCGAGAUGGAUGAACCCAACAUUCUCCUGCGUUAUGUCUGA